Selaginella moellendorffii is the source of this 396-nucleotide messenger RNA. RefSeq lists its product as uncharacterized. The record is from RefSeq and is a predicted model, not a curated record. The transcript is spliced from 2 exons. Lineage: Eukaryota; Viridiplantae; Streptophyta; Lycopodiopsida; Selaginellales; Selaginellaceae. Bases 31 to 360 code for a protein of 109 amino acids.
AAUGGCACCGCUCGUCUCUUUUCGGUGGUGAUGGCGGACCAACGAGCACUGGUAGCUCCCUCCAAGGUCUAUCCUUACAUCAACUAUUGGAUUGCGAACAUUCCAGCCGGCACCUCUGGAGCUGUGACGGCCAGCAUUCUCGAGCCUUACGUUGCUCCUUCCAACACCAGCCACAACAUCCCAUACCCGAGUCCUUCGAGCGCGAGGAACCACACGUAUGAUUUCGUGCUCGUCCCGCAAAGAAAUCCCUUGGUGAAGCCCAUGGACAGCCGCCUUGUUCUCUCUUUGGCCGAUAUCAUCCGGCAGUACCACUGCGGAAGCCCUCUGGAGACUGUUUCCUUCACCACCUCUCUCCACUAAAAGUAAAAAAGCUUAUAAUAUGAAUCAAUGAAUGAA